GAUAACGAUUUCUAACCAGCGAACAGACCCAGACGCCAGCGGUCUCAGGGAAGUCUCCCCACCAGGCGGACGCAGCUCCGGCACCAACCAGGACAGAAAUGUGACCAGUAUCUCGGUGGGACAUGUGUCCAGCCGGGGGCCGUCUGAUCAGUCCAUAGAAGAGAUCAAGAGACAGGCAACAGAGAAGUAUGGAGACAUUCCAUUGGACAUUGUGUAUAUUUACCGUAGUAAACCCACACUGGGCGUGGCCAUAGAAGGCGGAGCCAACACCAGACAACCCCUUCCAAAGGUCAUUAGUGUUCAGCCUGGCGGAUCUGCGUUCGAAUCCGGCGGUCUGAAAGUUGGUCACGUGAUCCUGGAAGUGAACGGCCAGCCUGUGGUUGGACUACCUCACAUGGACGCUGCCCGACUGAUCGCCGAAGCCUUCAAAAACCGGACCUACAACCGUAUGGAGCUGUUGGUCACUCCGUGGUCGGAUUCUCUACUGGACGCCAUCAAGGUCGAUGUGGGGCUGCUUAAAUCUAGAUGA
Molecule: messenger RNA, 529 nt
Organism: Candidula unifasciata
Lineage: Eukaryota; Metazoa; Mollusca; Gastropoda; Stylommatophora; Geomitridae
Source: the annotation of a GenBank genome assembly